This is a messenger RNA of Epinephelus moara (kelp grouper), 2011 nucleotides long. It is a transcript of the gene tmem30b, whose product is annotated as transmembrane protein 30B. The transcript is spliced from 8 exons. Gene Ontology annotation, biological process: phospholipid translocation. Gene Ontology annotation, cellular component: endoplasmic reticulum; Golgi apparatus; plasma membrane. Bases 148 to 1167 code for a protein of 339 amino acids. Lineage: Eukaryota; Metazoa; Chordata; Actinopteri; Perciformes; Serranidae. The record is from RefSeq and is a predicted model, not a curated record.
GGAGGAAGAACAGGAUGGGUAAGGAGGGAAGGUGGGGGUGGACAGGUAAAGGUGAGCUUCCCCGUCGCGCCUACAACUAAGGGAAGCAUACGGACGUGUUGUUGACUCCUUUGUUUCUCCAUUUUGAGCCGACUGUGUGACCAAAAAAUGGUGAAGCAAGAGCCGGAGUUAGAAAACCGGCCUGACAACACUGCCUUCACCCAGCAGAGGCUUCCUGCAUGGCAGCCCAUUCUCUCCGCUGGCAUUGUCAUCCCGGGGUUUGUCGUCAUUGGCCUGGCAUUCAUUGGCAUUGGUGUCGCUCUCUUUGUCACCUCACGGAGCAUCCAGGUGUUGGAGCUGGACUACACCGGGGUUGAACAAAACUCACCAUGCUUCAAGUGCUCUAACCCAGAUAACAAGAACUGUGUGUGCACGCUGGCCUUCUCCAUUGACACUCUCUUUAAGGGGCCUGUGUUCUUUUAUUAUGGUUUGUCCAACUACUUUCAAAACUACAGAAAGUACAGUGUGUCCAAAGAUGAUGACCAGCUGUCUGGGGACACUGACAACUUUAAGAGUCCUGAUGACGCCUGUGAGCCAUAUCAGUAUGACAGCAACGACAGACCAAUUGUACCAUGUGGAUCAAUAGCAAACAGCAUGUUCAAUGACACCUUUAAGCUGUAUCAGAUCGUCAGUGGGAAAAAGAAGCAGGUGCCCCUCGAUGGAAAAGGGAUUGCUUGGUGGACAGACUACAACAUCAAAUACAGAAACCCCAGCAUCACACCUCUGAAGAACGCAUUCAAUGAUACAGUGAAACCCAUAUUUUGGCCCAGGCCUGUAUAUGAGUUGGACACCUCAGACCCUGCUAACAACGGCUUCAUCAAUCAAGAUUUCUUGGUGUGGAUGAGGACGGCGGCCCUGCCAGAUUUCAGAAAGCUGUAUCGACGAAUCACCGAGGGUGAUUAUGCAGAGGGUCUGCCAGCUGGGAACUACUCCCUUGAGAUUGCCUACAACUAUCCUGUUGUGAGCUUUGACGGGAGGAAGAAGGUGGUGUUCAGCAACGUGUCCUGGAUGGGAGGCAAGAACGAGUUCCUGGGCAUUGCCUACCUUGUGAUCGGCUCACUGUGCAUCGUCAUGUCCAUAGUCAUGCUCAUCGUCUAUGCCAAAUUCAAGUUUCCUGAAGAAGACUGAGUUCCUGGUCAAAGACUGUGGUUGGCUGGAGGUUUAUUUACACUGUCAGCUUUUUCUUUUUUUUCCCCUUUUACACAGUGAGAUGAUGAAAGCACAGUGCCGUGCUCACACAAAAUGGGAGUAUAGAGCUACACUCCAUCUUUGAGCAUGUGUUACUGUGGACAUGAUGAUGUAUCCUGAGGAGCUGAAGAAGCCUGGUGUCAUUUUUGUCAACACUGGAGUUUCCCCCAUUGACUGCAAAGUAGGAUGACUUCUAGUAAGGGUACAUGUAUGACGCUAGGCUCUCCUGAGAGCUGAAACACUGAAAGGUCACCUACCAUUCACUGCUAGUGGCACAGAGGUAUCUCUUGUUUGUGUUUUAAAUUUAAGUGAUCAUCAAUGAGGUGUCAUUGCUCACACGCCAAGCCCAAAAUCAUGACAAUACACUGUUGUAAAUAUAUCAAUAUGUUCUUAUUUGUACUAUGACAAAGCCUCCACUAUGAAUCAGCAGGUGGACAAAGGGAUAAAAUACUUUUUAUCUGGCAGGGUGUUUUUCUCAGGCUAUAAAUGCUGCAUUUAAAUACUUCUUAAAUUUGUGUUUUGCGCCACCACAAAAUGAGCUGCCUCCUUUUUAGGUCAGUAAUACUGUUAAAGCCAUAAACAAUUUGAUAAGCCAUAUGAUACUGGACAAGAAUGUAUACUUUAUUGUGCGAGAUGUGCAGCUUAACUUGGAAGUAAUGUUAUAAAAUGUGGGGAUGUUAACUCAGGGGUCUGGUGUACAGGCAAUGCAAGCUCAUGUUACAACUCUCUAUGGUUUCAGAGAUUUUACUUCAUGUUGCUAUUUAUUAAUAAAACUUGAAAACCC